Molecule: messenger RNA, 2106 nt
Organism: Klebsormidium nitens
Lineage: Eukaryota; Viridiplantae; Streptophyta; Klebsormidiophyceae; Klebsormidiales; Klebsormidiaceae
Source: the annotation of a GenBank genome assembly
GGAUCAUCCAGGAUCAUCCUCGAACUUGUCAACCUCGAACCAAUGUCAUACAAUGUCAAGGCGCUUCGUUUUCUCCCCGCUUUCACAACAAGUAUUGCAUUGUUUCUCUAUCCUUACAUAGGUAGCUUGUCUUGCAAAGCGUAAAAGCACCGGCUGGAUGCUGAGCCUUCUUCAAAAAGAGUAGGGAGGGGUCGUCAGAACGUCUGCGUCUGCGACAGGUUUACUCUAGACUCUAGACCCCAGUUUCCAAAGUAAUUGGGAGGCAAGUCCCAUCCAAGCAGGCUCGAAGUGGCUGAACGCACAAUGGUGGUCAUUGAGCUGCGCAUGCAGAAUCACAGCAUCCCUUGGGAACAUGUGCUCCCUGAUGUGGACCCCAGGAGCCUCACCGCUGGACGUGCAAAGGCCUUGCUGCAGCAAAAGCUGUGCAUCUCUUCUAGGGGUAUGGAGCUCCUGCUGGGGGGUUGGCAGCCGGUUCAGGAAGACCAACGCGUCCAAGAUUGUUAUGCAAGCUAUUAUCAAGCUGUCGAACUGGAUAAUGGGAGGGACCGCACCACAUAUAGUUCCUUCCCGCAUGACUCUGCUGAGGUUGCGUUCGAUGUGGACACAGGGCGCCUGUUCUAUCAUGCGCACAAAAGGCCUGCAGAAAAGAAGCUGAAGGAUGAAGAGGAGCUUGCUGCCGUGUAUGUCCUGGAUAAGCUGGUGCUUCAUGUGAAGACAACCCAGGCACGUCUCCCUUCUCAAAACCUGCCCUGGGGAAGAACCAGAGGAACAGUUAUCGCCUUCGUCCUCGGCCCCACUCGUGACGUCACGCGCGUUGUAACCUUGACUACAAUCAACAAAAGCACGACCCUCGAGGCGCUCCAGUCGUUGAUCUUUCAAGAGACGGGAAUUGAGUCAAAAGAGCAGCAUCUGCGGGUCAUUGGUGGCACAAGUUACAUCCUCGAAACUAAAGACUCUGAUCGGAAGUACUGCUGGCAGCAGGGAAUCAAGUCGGGCUCGUUUCUUACGGUCGAGAAGAGAUGGGACGGACAAAUCCAGAUUUUUUGCAAGGGGCUCACCGGAAGGACGAUCACUUUGAACUGUUACGGCAAUGACUUGGUGGAGGACGUGAAGAGACAGAUUGAACAACUGGAAGGCAUCACGUCGUCAGCGCAGCGCCUCAUUCAUGCGGGACAGCAGCUGCAGGAUGGACUCACUCUGACAGACUGCAAAGUUCAACGGGAGGCCACUCUUCACCUUGUGCUGAGACUGGGGGGCGGCAUGUUCCACGCCUCGAGCGGCAGGAUGGACUUCGAGCAGCUGCGCGCUCUGACGACGAACCUCAAGGUCAAGAUGGUCCGCAAGGGUGUCUGCAUCAACGAACGGACGGUCCGCAUCGACGGCACAACGGAGGCCCGUCGGUUGAGCGAGGCGCUUGCGGGGCCGCACAGUGCCACGGACAAAGAGGUGCAAGAACUGGAGGCAAAGAAACGGGGCCUGGAGGAAGCGAUCGCCGCGCUGAAACAGAACAGGGGGGCAACAGCAGCGGCAUAACCAGGAGUCGCCUUCUUGAUUGUUUGCUUUUGACCCGGCCCCGUUCUUGCUUUUUCGCAAAACAUGCUUGUUUGAACGAAGUUCAAGUUUCUCACAGAGGCAGUGAUUCGAUAAACUGACGUGCUUUAGGCCUGCAUAUCUAGUUGUAAUUCAGGACAUGCAGAUCGGACACGUACAUUAGCAGAGCUCUUGUGUUCGGUUUGCAUGGGGACCAUGUCGUUGGCAGAUGUAGCUGGCAGAUUGGUGAUCCCUUGAGAAGGAACCUAAGGCGAAGUAGCAGACUUCUUCAAGCAACCUACAUAAAAAGAAAAGCCCCCAAAACCUUUAUCAGGUCAAGAUCAAGCUACACUGUCGGAAGGUUGCAUCUAUGUAGUAUCUUGCCGCCAGAAGUCAUAACCAAGGUUGUGUAUCUUACGACCGGACUAUAGGAUAGCUAGCUUACUAAGCCUCGUUCAUAUAGAUAGAGAGCCAUUGAAACCAUAUAUACUGGACACUUAGUAAUAGACCUUUGAAGUUCGCACUGAAAGAUGCACCGCCGCACUGUACUCUCCACCGGUACGUGCCAUACGGGAG